This is a messenger RNA of Dermatophagoides farinae (American house dust mite), 644 nucleotides long. RefSeq lists its product as uncharacterized. The record is from RefSeq and is a predicted model, not a curated record. Gene Ontology annotation, molecular function: 3'-5' exonuclease activity; 5'-3' exonuclease activity. NCBI's taxonomy places the organism in Eukaryota, Metazoa, Arthropoda, Arachnida, Sarcoptiformes, Pyroglyphidae.
AUAUUUAGGUUAAAAUAGACACAUCUGAAUUUUCGUUUAUUUUUCAGAACUGAAUUUGAUAUAUAUUGUUUAUUAUUGUUGUGUACAAGAUAUGGCAUCAUUUAAAAGAUCAAAAGAUCAGCUCGAACAUAAAUUUGUUGAAGCUGAAAGAGCUGAUAAGGAAGAUCGAAAAAGAACGAAAGAAAGUGAUGAUGACGAAGACGACUAUGAAGAUGAUGAUGAAAAGCCAAUCAAUAAAUUCGCUAAUGAUGGAAGCUUUUUGGAAAUGUUUAAAAAGAUGCAACAACAAAAAGAUCAAAGUUCAUCAAUUACAUCUUCCGUUUCAACAUCAUCAACAAAUGCCAUUCCUAAUGAAAACAAAUGCAUUAAAUCGGAGACAAUCGAGAAAACAAAACGAAAACCCAAAAUAUUGAAAGUGGGAAUUAUUGAAAAGACGAAAAAAUCGACAACAAAGACUGGACGUCGACACGACGAUGAUUCGAGCGGACGUGAAGAUUCUGCUUGGAGCCGUUAUAUGAAUGAAGUACGAGCUUACAAAGAAAAAUAUGGUGAUGACGAAGAUAAGAAUCGACCAUUGGUGAAAUAAUUUUUGCAUUAGAAGUAUUGAAGCCAAUUUAAUUGGCACAUUUGAUUGUUUGCCAUAA